AUGCCCAUAACUAUUUCCACUGUGCUGCGCAACAAGGACUGCAAUAAGGAUACUGCCUUCACUGCUGCAGAGCGAGAGGCUCACCACAUUGUUGCGCGCCUUCCAGCAAGAGUGGAGACGAUUGAGCAGCAAAUCAGCAGAUGCCGCGCACAAUUUGAUGUUCUCACCACGCCCACCGAAAAGUGGCUCUACUUGACCCGUCUUCAGGAGGUUAAUGAAACCCUUUUCUCUGGAUUUUGUUUGAAGUAUCUGAAGGAGGUUCUCCCCAUCGUCUACACCCCUACAGUGGGCACUGCCUGCUCCAACUACUCACUUCUCUGGCAGGGCUAUCCUCGCGGCUUCUAUCUGAACCGCACCCAUCUCGGCAAAGUCAAGCAGAUCUUUGACCAAUGGCCCUAUAGCCCACGCAUCAUCGUUGCGACCGAUGGAACACGCAUUCUUGGGUUAGGAGAUUUGGGAACGGGUGGCCACCAGAUUUGUGUCGGGAAGCUUACCCUCUAUUCAUUGGGCGGGGGAUUUGCACCGGAGCAUACACUGCCGAUUUCCUUUGACUUUGGGUGUAACACGGACAAGAUCAGAGAAGAUCCUCAUUAUCUCGGCAUCCCAGAGAAGCGGAACAAGGACGACACGUACUACGGGAUAAUCAAGGAGACGAUUGAGGCCGUGCACUCCAAGUGGCCAGACUGCAUCUUCCAAUUCGAAGAUUUCUCUAAUGACACUGCCUUUACACUGCUAAAGAAGCACCGCGAUGCUGGCCCUGUGUUCAACGACGAUAUUCAGGGCACAGGCUGUAUUGCUGCAGCCACCAUUGCUGCAGGACUCCGUGCUAUUUCUCUGAAGAUGAAUAGGACAGCCAAAGCGUCAGAACAGGUGUAUGUUAUGUUCGGUGCUGGAGCCGGCGGAAUUGGUGUCGCAGAUAACAUAGCGUCUCUCUCGGUAAGUGAGGGAUACACGCUUGAACAGGCCCGCAAGCAGUUCUACGUGAUAGAUUCCCAGGGGUUGCUGACAGCAGAUAGAGAUGACUUUGUGAAUGGGACUAUGCCCGGACAUAAGCUUCCGUAUGUGCGUCACGACCUUUCUAUCAAGGGCCACACAACUUUGCUGAGUGUCAUCAAGGCAGUCAAGCCCACGUGCCUUCUAGGGCUCUCGACAGUGGGGAAAUCCUUCACACGUGAGAUUCUUGAGACAAUGUGUGAGGGCCUCCCAACUGGCCAGCCGCCAAUCGUUCUUGCGCUUUCUAACCCUACUGAGAAGUGUGAGUGCACUUUUGCAGAGUGCAUGGAGUACACCAACAACACUGCAUACUAUGCAUCUGGCAGCCCUAUGCCGAGCCUCACACUUCCGAACGGUACCACAAUCCAGCCUGCGCAGUGCAACAACUUCUAUGUCUUCCCAGGGAUCGGCUUGGGGGCAUAUGUCUGUAGGGCAAAGAAGAUCACUGACGAGAUGAUUACCGGGGUUUCUGGGGCUCUAGCGCAAAUGGUCCCAGAAGAAAAGCUCCGCAGAGGCGAGCUUCUUCCAGAUUUGGAUGAAAUCCGCGAGAUUUCGUGCCAGUGCGCCCUUGGACUUAUCCGUAUCGCCGAAAAGCAGGGACAGUCCCGUCGCAUACUUCCGUCCUCUGACACUGAGCUGCUAGCCCAGCUGAGGGAUACCCAGUGGUCUCCUAAGUAUUGA
This is a messenger RNA of Giardia duodenalis, 1674 nucleotides long. RefSeq names its product malate dehydrogenase. Gene Ontology annotation, biological process: pyruvate metabolic process; malate metabolic process. The transcript has a single exon. Lineage: Eukaryota; Fornicata; Diplomonadida; Hexamitidae. The record is from RefSeq and is a predicted model, not a curated record. Gene Ontology annotation, cellular component: mitochondrion. Gene Ontology annotation, molecular function: NAD binding; malate dehydrogenase (decarboxylating) (NAD+) activity. The coding region runs from base 1 to 1674 and encodes 557 amino acids.